Molecule: messenger RNA, 421 nt
Organism: Elaeis guineensis (African oil palm)
Lineage: Eukaryota; Viridiplantae; Streptophyta; Magnoliopsida; Arecales; Arecaceae
Source: RefSeq, a predicted model, not a curated record
GGAAUUGGAUGAGGAGCUGGGGAGUGCGGUGCGGGAGUUCUUGGAGGAGAGGGGGGUGAAUGAUGAUCUUGCGGAGUUCUUGCACGGGUACAUGGCGAAUAAGGAUAAGACCGAGCUGCUCCGGUGGUUGAGAAAUGUUGAAUCUUACGUCAAGAAAUAGUGAGGUAUAUCGUGAUUUUUGGUGUUUGAUCUCUCUGCUUAUGUUUCCGGGUUUAUUCUUGUUCUACUGAUUUACCACUGGGCUCACAUGCUGCUUUUUAUAUAUGUUAAUUUUUUGUUGUACAAGUUGUAUCCGUUGAUGAAAAAUGUUGGUUCGAUCUAAUUUAUAACAGUCUAAUAUGAUUCUACAUUUUAUUAUCGUAUUGGCUUCCUUGAUUUGGGAAGUCAAACUAUCAAAGGAUAAAGGAAAAGGUUGAUGGAA